Molecule: messenger RNA, 2966 nt
Organism: Diorhabda sublineata
Lineage: Eukaryota; Metazoa; Arthropoda; Insecta; Coleoptera; Chrysomelidae
Exons: 5
Coding region: 20-1498 (492 amino acids)
Source: RefSeq, a predicted model, not a curated record
GUUUCUAACGUUCAGCAAUAUGAAAGGACUGCUGAUUAUCUUUUUGGCUUACGUAGUCUUUGUUAGUGCAGCUAACAAAAAUAACAAAAAAGAUGUCAAUAAACGAAGCUACUUAUUUCCCUCCGAUGAUUUAGUACAAGGAAUAGACUACCAAGCUCCUUACUCAACAUAUUCAUCAGCUAUUUCAGCUCCAGGAUCCAUAAUUAGUUCAGCCCCUCUAUCAUCCGGUUAUUUAACACCAAUAUCAACUUCUCGGUCAGCGUAUGUAUCACCAAUUUCAACAGCUGAUUCAGUUUCAUUCUCAAACGCUGGUUUGACUUCUUAUCCAGCAAUUGACACAUCAGUAUAUUCUCCUUCCAUCUCAUCUGUUGGUGCGAGUUAUUAUCCAACAGUUGAUUCGGGUUUAUAUCAAUCCGCUCCCGUCUCCUCAGUUCGUUUGCAAUCAUAUACAGCAGCUGAAUCACCUUCUGUUUCUUAUGUUCAACCCCAAUACAAUGUGAUCAACAAAAAAGUUCCUGUGUACGUUUCCAAACCAGUACCUUACGAAGUCACCAAAACAGUAAAAGUUCCAACUCCUUAUAAAGUAACCGUCCCUAAGCCCUAUGCUGUGCCAGUAAAAGUAAAUGUACCAGUGGAAAUACCAAAGCCAUACGAAGUAAAAAUUGAACACAAAGUACCUGUUCCAGUAGCCGAAAGAGUACCAAUAGAAAUUCCAAGACCAUAUCCAGUUUACAAAACUAAGAAAGUUCCAGUGGAAAUUGAAAAGCCCGUCUACGUCAAAGAGAAAAUAGAAGUACGUUACCCAGUUCCAAAACCAUACCCUGUGGAGGUACCUAGCGCCGUCCGUGUUAAAGUACCACAACGAAUUCUUAUCAAAGAGCCUCAAUUUGUGUCCUCAGUAGGUACAUACGAUAACGCCUUCAGUGUACCAAACUUUGUCUAUGGAAAAUCAGUCGAUAAUGCAUAUAUACCAACUUCAUAUGGUAAAACCAUUUUAUCAUCUUCAUCAGCAGCAAAAUCGCUUGAUGAUUCCAUUUCAACAAGUGUACAAGAAAGUGCCGCGAUUGGACAAACUCUCACUCAACUUUCGGAACAAUCUUUGAUAUCAGGCCAAACCGGUUACGAUCAAUCAAUCCAAGGUUUUGGUGGUCAAUCCUUCGGGAUAGAUCAGGGAUUCCAAACUGGUUUCGGCGGAAACUAUUUCCCAGGUCUCCAGCAAACUUCUGAUUUUUCUGUUGACGGGCUCCAAUCGUAUGAAGAUUAUAGAAAAACACACCUAGCUAAUGGAGUUAUAAACGAUGAAAAGGAAUCUGUUUCUGUAGAAGCAAAAUCUGUAGAUUUAGACAAAUCAAACGUGGAGAGCGGAAAUGACGCCGUUGAAUCUACAGAAAAUAGUACACCAACUCCAGUUAGUGCAACUGAAAGCGAAACUGAAUCAUCAGAAGGAUUCAGUAGUGAUGAAUCCACAGUGCCAUCUCAAACUACUGAUAUUUUGUAAAAAGACAAAUUUAAAUACGCAAAGUUAUGAAUUUAUAUUUUUUAAAUGAAUUUAUUUGUGUUGAUAAUUGUAAUACUGAUUUGAUUAAAAGAUAUAUCUCUUUAUAUUUAUUUAUAGGUAUAUUGUUUUUUGUCGUACCAUAAUUGUUUACGUGAAAGUACUUGGCUGUUUAUUUUUUUAAAGUAAAAUUUACUAGAAAGUUAUUUUUCGUUUAGACUGAACUACAUACUAAGAAUUGAUUAAUCCUUAAACCAUUUGGGAGGAAAGGAGAACAUGGGUUAUAAGAAAAUCGCUACAAUUCCAAAUUUAAAUAUUACUAAAUUCUUAUAAAGAAUAACGAGUGUUUGACUGAUCAUUUACAUCUAAUUAGAUGAUGCAACCCGAGUUUUUUUCAACUUUCAAUAAACAUGGCGUAAACAUAAUUUCCUACGACUACUUUUGAAAAUGAUAGAUUGCACACUCAUUUUUACCUAGACAGUAGCUUAUUUCACACAAGUACUAAAAAAUAACAAAUCAUACACGUAUUGAAAUGCUUCUUUUUCUUAUGUUAUAUAUGGUCUCGAACUAUAGAGGGAAUACGCGAAUACAAUAUGAAUUUGGCUGGGUGCCGAAAGGCAAAAGGCCAAAUUUAAGAAGACUGAAGAAGUAGACAGUAUUUUUUUGAGGUUAUAUUAGUGUUUAUAAUAAAAAUUGAAAGUUUGUGUACUUCAUCUAUACAGCAACAAUAGGCAAUAAAGACAUAUGUUAGGGAUACCACCAAUAAUGCAAAAUUACAAAAUUUAGUAAUUGUUAUAAUAAUAACUUUAUAUUUAACUCUUAUGACGUCUCAGAAAAAAAAUGAAACAAAAUCAUUAAUAAUUAUUUAGUUCUUGUUAGGUAUCUAAUAUAGUUGCAGAAAUUUAUUGUUCUAUUGGCUUUUUUUCUGUUCUUUAGUUAUAAAAUAUUUCAUAAUCAUUCUUUUCGUUUUUGUCAUCUCUACCAUUACAAAAUAAAAAUAUUUUGUAGGAUUUCUUAACUUUUCAGCACACGUGUUUAUACACUUUUCAACAGAUGUGUGAUAUUAUUUAAUUAACUUUCUUAUUUAAAAAAAAAUAGUUGUUUACGUGGUCGUAGGAAAAAUAGUGUGCAUAACUCGUUGGAAACUAUAUUACGCACUCAUUACGUGGCUUGUGCAAAUCAGUAACUAUGUAUCACUUUCCAAACUCGUUAGAUAACAUACUAAUUCCAUUUUAGUAUAGUUUUAGUUAUAGCGAAUUAUAUUUGAAACAUGCUGUUGUAGAAAGUGACUCAUAUUUUCAAUAUAGACCUUUGCGGUUCUGAAUGAAAAGCAAUUUUGACGAAGUCGUGCAAUUUUUAUCAAAAAUAAUACAUUUUAAAACAAAUUUGUUGUCAACGAAGUUAUAUUUCUUUAUUUUAUAUAAUGUAAUAAGUGAUAGACUAAUUUUCAUAAAAUAUAAGCUGAUAGAUA